AGCAGGGAGGCCGAGGCCUGGGCCAAGCCCGGAGCCGCCGUUCGUCGGAGCCUCCUGGAGCCCCCGCGCAGGUUCAGCCUGGGGGCGGGCUCAGGCCCGGCCCGCCGCGGAACCCAGGACAGAGGCUGCAUGCCCGAGGACCAGGCCGGCGCAGCCAUGGAGGAGGCAUCUCCUUAUUCCUUACUUGAUAUCUGCUUGAAUUUCCUGACUACUCACCUUGAGAAGUUCUGCUCAGCAAGGCAAGAUGGAACACUGUGUCUGCAGGAACCUGGAGUAUUCCCACAGGAGGUGGCUGAUCGGCUGCUUCAGACCAUGGCUUUUCAUGGUCUCCUGAAUGAUGCAACUGUAGGUAUUUUUAGGGGCAACCAGAUGCGCUUAAAACGAGCUUGCAUUCGCAAAGCCAAGAUCUCUGCCGUUGCAUUCCGGAAAGCCUUCUGCCACCACAAGUUAGUGGAACUUGAUGCCACAGGUGUGAAUGCUGAUAUCACAAUUACAGACAUUAUCAGUGGGCUUGGCAGUAACAAAUGGAUCCAGCAAAAUCUCCAGUGCCUAGUGCUGAACUCAUUAACUCUCUCACUCGAAGAUCCUUAUGAGCGGUGCUUUAGCCGGCUUUCUGGCCUUCGAGCAUUAAGCAUCACCAACGUUCUCUUUUAUAAUGAAGACCUGGCUGAAGUUGCCUCAUUGCCAAGAUUAGAGAGCCUGGAUAUUUCUAACACCUCGAUCACAGACAUCACGGCUCUGCUGGCCUGCAAAGACCGACUCAAGUCUCUAACCAUGCAUCACUUGAAAUGUUUAAAAAUGACAACUACCCAGAUACUGGAUGUUGUUCGGGAACUAAGACAUCUGAAUCAUCUUGAUAUUUCAGAUGAUAAACAGUUUACAUCAGACAUAGCUCUUCGAUUACUAGAACAAAAGGACAUCCUGCCCAACCUCGUCUCCCUGGAUGUCUCUGGGAGGAAGCAUGUGACAGAUAAAGCUGUUGAAGCCUUUAUACAACAACGGCCCAGCAUGCAGUUUGUAGGUUUGCUGGCCACUGAUGCUGGCUACUCUGAAUUCCUCACAGGCGAAGGACAUUUGAAGGUGUCUGGAGAAGCCAAUGAAACUCAGAUUGCAGAAGCAUUGAAGCGGUACAGUGAACGGGCAUUCUUUGUCCGGGAAGCUCUAUUUCACCUUUUUAGCCUGACUCAUGUGAUGGAAAAAACAAAACCAGAAAUUUUAAAGCUUGUGGUUACUGGGAUGAGAAACCACCCUAUGAAUUUGCCAGUGCAACUUGCUGCAAGCGCCUGUGUGUUUAACUUAACGAAGCAGGAUCUUGCUGCAGGAAUGCCUGUGCGACUCCUGGCUGAUGUGACCCAUUUGCUGCUCAAAGCCAUGGAACAUUUUCCCAAUCACCAGCAGUUACAGAAGAAUUGCCUCCUUUCACUUUGCAGUGACCGAAUUCUUCAAGAUGUUCCAUUUAACAGGUUUGAAGCAGCCAAGCUUGUCAUGCAGUGGCUCUGCAACCAUGAGGAUCAAAACAUGCAAAGGAUGGCAGUUGCAAUCAUUUCCAUCCUGGCUGCCAAGCUUUCUACAGAACAAACUGCACAGCUUGGUGCUGAACUCUUCAUCGUCAGGCAACUUCUUCAAAUAGUGAAGCAGAAAACCAAUCAAAAUUCAGUGGACACUACUUUGAAGUUUACUUUGAGUGCACUUUGGAACCUCACAGAUGAAUCUCCAACCACUUGCAGACACUUUAUUGAAAAUCAAGGGUUGGAACUCUUCAUGAGGGUUCUAGAGUCAUUCCCAACUGAGUCAUCCAUUCAACAGAAAGUCCUAGGACUUUUGAACAAUAUAGCUGAAGUACAAGAAUUGCAUUCUGAAUUAAUGUGGAAGGAUUUUAUAGACCACAUCAGUAGCCUUCUACAUAGUGUUGAAGUGGAAGUCAGUUACUUUGCAGCUGGGAUCAUUGCCCACUUAAUAUCUAGAGGAGAACAAGCUUGGACGUUGAGUCGUAGCCAGAGGAAUUCUCUUCUGGAUGAUCUGCAUUCAGCGAUUUUGAAAUGGCCAACUCCAGAGUGUGAGAUGGUAGCAUACAGGUCCUUUAAUCCAUUUUUCCCAUUACUUGGCUGUUUCACAACACCAGGAGUCCAGCUAUGGGCAGUUUGGGCCAUGCAGCAUGUCUGCAGCAAGAAUCCCUCAAGGUAUUGCAGCAUGCUGAUUGAGGAAGGAGGAUUGCAGCAUUUAUACAACAUCAAAGAACAUGAACAGACUGAUCCUCAUGUCCAACAGAUUGCUGUGGCCAUUCUGGACAGCUUAGAGAAACACAUUGUACGCCAUGGAAGACCACCUCCCUGUAAAAAGCAGCCCCAGGCCAGACUAAAUUGAUAGCUAUAGGUAAUUGGAUAAUUGAAUCACAGAAAUUCUUUUUGUGAUAGGUUCACUUGGAAUAUCUUACCCUCUCUGAUGUUUUGGGGGUUUCUACAACAAGAGUCAUAAAGUGAGUAUGGGAUUGAUAAUGUACAGUACUGCCCAUGUGAACAGUCUCUGAUUUGUCUUGUGAUUUUUAACUUAUUAGAUGAGAAGAGUCUCUUCCUUCAUUGCCUUUUAGGAAAAUUUCCACAUCCUUCAGUGUUUGAACUUAACUGUGCUUAAAAUUCUACAGUUUUAUGAGGAAGUUUGCACGGACCCUUAGGCCAGACUUUUCUGAUCUUAAAGUCCCUUCAGUCAAUUUGCAGCUUCAGAUAAGCUGUUAACCUGAUUUCUGGCACUGCUUCGAUUGUAAAUUUUAUAUUGCUUCUGUAUAAAAUGCCUUUAUUCUCUGUCUGUGUAUCUUUUAUAAGAUGUCCUUCUUAGUGUGAAAGAAUGGAAAUCUGAGUCCUCUCCUUGUGAAAGCUACUCACUGGCUGGUGCCUGGAUGGCUGGCAGAAAAUAUAUUAAAAAGAAAAACUACUAAGGGAAAAUAGAGUUUAGGAACUGGGAAAAGGUCUGCUCUUGUGGUAUAUAGUUUUUAAACUGGGACUGGCUAAUCUUCUGGAGCCCACCUCUCCUGAGGCAUUGCGCAGUAGCUUGUUCUUCAUAUUUAUUCCUGGAGGCAUGGGCUGCUGCUUCCUACACAGACUGCUGGUUACUCUCUAGAAAUAUUUCCCCAAGCACCACAGUAUAAAAUAUUACAGCAUUCUGCGUUAGAGUUUAACUGUCUGAAUUUCUUUAUGUCAUAUUGUUGUGAAAAUGUGAAUUUUACAAAAAUCGUCUCUUGCUCAAACAGACCAUCCUUUUCCCUCUAUUUCAAAGUCAUUCUGUUCAGUGGAAUAGAGACUACCCGUGGUAUUACCUGCUCACUUAAAAUACAAUUAACAACAGUACAUUUUGCCAUGAGAAGUUAAUUUUCUUUUGUUUCAGACUACAUGUAUCUUAAUAUUUUCAUGUUGGGGAAGGAUAUCCACAUCUCACUGCCAAAAGUAAACAAGAAGAAUUAGACUAUUGUUAAAUGUAAUGAUUCUAGUUGCAGUGCAUAAAAGGAAAUAUUUUGUGAUGGGUUAUUUUUUAGACAGUUGCCCUUCCUUUAAGAGAGUUGUUACAGUAGAGUAAAGAGUCAGUUAUCAAUAAUGGCAGUUGGGAGGCAGCAAGUCACCAAGAGAGUUAUUUUCCAUUUAAAAAAAAAAAAGCGAAAGAUUUAUACGAUCUGAAGAGAAACCAGAGUAUCCAUCUUAAAUUUUAGUUUGUGAAUAAAGUUAACCUGCAGUCUUAGAUGACUGCGUUUUUUUCAUAGAUGGCCAAAAUGUUUCCAAUAGAGAUUUUAAAUAAUACGUUUAAAAUCAUGGUGA
This is a messenger RNA of Eubalaena glacialis (North Atlantic right whale), 3803 nucleotides long. It is a transcript of the gene ZYG11B, whose product is annotated as zyg-11 family member B, cell cycle regulator. The coding region runs from base 130 to 2364 and encodes 744 amino acids. NCBI's taxonomy places the organism in Eukaryota, Metazoa, Chordata, Mammalia, Artiodactyla, Balaenidae. The record is from RefSeq and is a predicted model, not a curated record. Gene Ontology annotation, cellular component: Cul2-RING ubiquitin ligase complex. The transcript has 14 exons. Gene Ontology annotation, molecular function: protein binding.